AUGGCACCUUUCAUCACUGCUAUUGAUAAUCUUCAUCCCAGUAUCUCCAACUCUGCUAUCAAAGUUUUUUGUCUCCGUUCCUAUCAACACAAAUCUGCAGAAAAAAAUGAUGAUAUUUUAGAAGAUGUUUUCCACGAUAAAACGACAUUGUCUGCAGGGAUUCGUUCGAAGGGUGAUAUUGUUUUGAAUGUGGCUUCCAGUGGUAUAGCUUCUUUAUUAUUGCCCGGUGGUAGAACGGCACAUUCCCGCUUUAAGAUUCCUGUCAAUGUGAAUGAAGAUUCGAUGUGCAAUAUAAAACCAGUGAGUGCACUUGCUGAGCUCAUUUUGAGAGCUAAACUUAUUAUAUGGGAUGAAGCUCCUAUGAUCCAUAAACAUUGUAUAGAAGCUGUAGAUAGGAGUUUCAGAGAUAUUAUGCUUGGAUGUAAUGAGUUUAGUAUGGACCAACCUUUUGGUGGAAAAACUGUAGUUUUUGGUGGUGACUUUAGACAAAUUUUACCGGUUAUUCCUAAUGGUACCCGACAAGAUGUUGUGAAUGCUACCAUUAACUCUUCUUAUCUUUGGAGGAGUUGUAUAGUUUUGAGGUUGACAAAAAACAUGAGACUAUUGAGUUUUCAAUAUGGUGAUGAAGCCUCCAAGUUAGAGGCUUUUUACUCUUGGGUUGCCUCUAUUGGAGAUGGGGUUAUUGGUGGUCCAAAUGAUGGUGAAGUAUCUAUUCAUCUUCCUUCUGACAUUGUUUUGUCUAAUUCUGGAGAUUCUCUUAUAACCAUUAUUUCCAACAUAUAUCCUUCGUAUAUGAAUCUCCAUGGGUUAAGUAAUUCUUUGCAUGGUCGUGCAAUACUUGCUCCUACUUUAGAGAUAGUUGAUGAGGUUAAUCAAUUCAUGAUUUCAUUGGAUCAGUCUCAAGGUCGAGUUUAUUUGAGCUCUAAUAGUAUAUCAAACUCUGAUUUGACAUUAAAUGGCUUUGCUGAGAUUCAUACAGUUGAAUUUUUGAAUAAUUUGAAAUAUUCAUGUACUCCUAAUCAUGAAUUAUUGCUGAAAGUUAAUACUCCAAUGAUGUUGUUAAGGAACAUAGAUCCUUCUAAUGGUUUGUGUAAUGGCACCCGAUUGAUUAUUACACGUUUAGGUGACUAUGUUUUGGAGGGACAAGUAUUGGCUGGUCAUAUGGUCUUAAGGUGUUGA
Salvia splendens (bonfire salvia) is the source of this 1179-nucleotide messenger RNA. RefSeq lists its product as uncharacterized. Gene Ontology annotation, molecular function: DNA helicase activity. NCBI's taxonomy places the organism in Eukaryota, Viridiplantae, Streptophyta, Magnoliopsida, Lamiales, Lamiaceae. The record is from RefSeq and is a predicted model, not a curated record. Bases 1 to 1179 code for a protein of 392 amino acids. Gene Ontology annotation, biological process: telomere maintenance; DNA repair. The transcript has 2 exons.